AUAUUUAAAACUCUCAUUGUUUCUGAAAAAAAUUACAAAAUAAUAUAUAAUUUAAAAUUUAUAGUUAUAUAUGUAUGACUAAAAAUACUAUAGAAAAGAAAUAGAAAAAAGAACAGAGAGAACAACACAUGUCCAUUACAACCUUUGUUAGAAACCAAACUCAGCAAGAGGAAGCUGUUAAAACCAUCAGUUAUUGGAUUACCUCCAACAUGGCUGGAGCUAUCUUUAUCUUCUGCCAAACCAGCAAGUGCUGCAGAACCAGAUAGCCCUAAAUCUUCAACCUCAACUAGGUUAACAUACUCAAAGUUCUUGCAGUACUUGGAUAAAGGUGCUGUGAAGAAAGUUGACCUGUUUGAGAAUGAAACUAUUGUUAUUGCUAAGAUAUACAAUCCAGCAUUGGAGAAAAUCCAAAGGGUCAAGGUUUAGUUACCAGGGUUGCCUCAGAAGUUGCUGAGGAAAAUGAAGGAAGAAAAUGUUGACUUUGCUACUCACCCUAUAGAUGUAAGUUGGUUGGUCUGCAAUAUUUGAUUUCUUGGGAAAUUUUGCAUUUCCCUUGAUAUUGCUUGGUAGUCUACUCUUGAGGAGUUCUUUAAAUAAUCCUGCUGGCCCCAACUUGCCUUUUGGACUAGGAAGCUAUGGAUUUUAGCAUAGAUAUUAUAUGAUUUAUAGUGUAUGAUAUGAUGUUUAUAGUUAUAUAUAAAAGGUCCAUAACUAUAUGAAUUUUACCUUAAGAUAUGAUAUAUGUAUAUACUUUGCAUAAAAAUACAUGUCACUUUGAUAUUCAUCAUAACUGCAUUAAUUUUUUAGCAUAUGAUAAGAUAUUCAUCAUAACUACAUGAAUUUUGGAAUAUGAUAUGAUCAGCAUAACUACACGAUACACUUUUAUUCCAUGUUUACUUCAGAAAUAAGGCAAAGUUUGAGAUGGAACUAAACACAGGAGUGACAUUUGAGGAUGUAACCGGAGUUGAUGAAGCCAAGCAAGAUUUCCAGGAGGUUGUGGAGUUCUUGAAGACACCAGAGAAGUUCUCAGCUGUGGGAGCGAAGAUUCCGAAAGGGGUCCUUUUGGUAGGGCCACCAAGGACAGGGAAGACAUUGCUGGCUAAAGCAAUUGCAGGAGAAGUUGGUGUUCCAUUCUUUUCUCUAUCAGGUUCAAAGUUCAUUGAAAUGUUUGUUGGUGUAGGUGCUUCAAGGGUGAGGGACUUGUUCAACAAGGCAAAAGCGAAUUCGCUGUGUUUGGUGUUUAUGUUAGGUACCAGAGUUAAUAAGGACAAAUAACUAAAAUUUGUGAUCGAGAAAUAGAUAGAACUGUACAAGAAUAUCGACAAACAGUGAAAAUAAUAUGAUAAAGUGGUAAAUUACAAUCUCUCACAAUAUAUAAAGAAGUCUAUAAUACUCUCUUAGGUAUUAUGGAAAUUCAUACAAAGAAAUUACACAUAUGAGAAACCUUACUAUUUUUCUCUCUAAGUUUUCCUCACUAAUUCUAUGCAAAACAUGCCAUACAUUAGCAAAUGCCUUAACCCCCUAUAUAUGGUAUUUUGUGGAGGUGCAUUUAAUUUACAAGUUGAUCAAGUUGUGCAUAAAUUGUACAAGUGUGUGUACUAGAGUCUUCUUUCACAUUCAUCUUUAUCAAGUUGUAUGACAAGUUGAUAAAUAUCAACUUAUGUAACAACUCAUUCUUUGACUAAGUCAAAGAUUACAACUAAGCUAACUUAUCUUCAAGUUGCAAAUUUUGACUAGAACUUUGACUAUGCAAGUUGGACAACUUACAAGUAGUUUCAUGAGUCUUCUAACUUGAUAAGAACCAUUUGCAUCAUACUUGAUUAUAGACCAAACUUAAAUUC
This is a messenger RNA of Arachis ipaensis, 1841 nucleotides long. The record is from RefSeq and is a predicted model, not a curated record. NCBI's taxonomy places the organism in Eukaryota, Viridiplantae, Streptophyta, Magnoliopsida, Fabales, Fabaceae.